CUUAUCCCGUCAUCCACCCAUGGCAUAAAGCUGCCUCCUUUGCUCCCACCUCGGUCUACUGCGCACGCUCCAAUGGCGGCCACGGCUGUGACCCUGCCGUCCUCGCCGGCCGCCUUCCCCGUCGCCACCGCCGCCGUCUCCUCCUCCCGCACCCGCUGCCUCCUCCUGCGUUCGCCGCCUCCCCGCCGGGCUCUCCGCGUCGUCGCCGCCGCCGCGGCCGACGCGCCACCCAAGCCGCCGCCGACCUCGCCUUCCGGCAUCGUACUCGUCGACCCCAGCGAGGCCCAGAAGGUGCACCGACUCAAGGCUGUGUACGACCAGAAGGUGGUCCCCCUCAUCACCGAGGAGUUCGGCUACACCAAUGUCCACCAGGUUCCCAAGAUCGAGAAGAUAGUAGUGAAUUGCGGGUUGGGGGCGGAAGCCGGUAACUCCAAGGGGCUGGAGGCCGCCAUGAAGGACCUCGCUAAUAUCACCGGCCAGUGGCCCGUCAAGACGAAGGCCAAGAAGUCUGUCGCCAGUUUCAAGAUCCGCGAGGGGAACGCCAUUGGCAUUGCCGUCACGCUCCGCGGCAGGGUAAUGUUCAACUUCUUGGAUAGGCUUAUCAACCUUGGGCUCCCUAGGACCAUGGACUUCCUUGGUGUCAACCCCAACAGCUUCGAUGGCCAUGGCAACUACAGCAUCGGCCUCCGUGAUCAGGGCGUGUUCCCGGAGAUCCCGUACGAGGUGGGCGGGAAGAAGAACGGUAUGGACGUCUGCAUCGUCACCACCGCCAAGACGGACAACGAGGCCCUCAGGCUGCUCACCCUCCUCGGCAUGCCGUUCUCGGAGAACAUCAAGUCCGGCGUGCUCAUCCGGAAGAAGAGGUUGAAGCGCCACCACUUCAUGAGCAAGGGCAGGGGAAGACGGUGAUGACCAACCCGCUGUCUCGGCACGUUGAGCUCCGCUUCUCACUUUGUCAAUUGUCAUAUUUUUCUUGCAAAGUUUCGUUUAGAAGUUUGAUCAUCCUGCUGUCUUCUCACCUGCUGUUCUUGCUGUACGAAAACAAAAUGGAAAAGCUUUGCUUUUGUCAGGUCA
This is a messenger RNA of Oryza brachyantha (malo sina), 1074 nucleotides long. RefSeq names its product 50S ribosomal protein L5, chloroplastic. The transcript is spliced from 3 exons. Lineage: Eukaryota; Viridiplantae; Streptophyta; Magnoliopsida; Poales; Poaceae. The coding region runs from base 73 to 909 and encodes 278 amino acids. Gene Ontology annotation, molecular function: RNA binding; structural constituent of ribosome. Gene Ontology annotation, cellular component: cytosolic large ribosomal subunit; ribosome. Gene Ontology annotation, biological process: translation. The record is from RefSeq and is a predicted model, not a curated record.